UCUCAUGAAACGGUCCGUCCUGAAUUUGUUUAGUUUAUGAGCAACACGUGUUGAUUUAAUAUUGUUGUCUAUUUAAUCGUUGACUGCAGGAGAGACACUAAUUUCUUAUUUUCGUUGUUAAAAAUGCCUGAAGAUGCCAAAGUUAGUGCUUCUACCGAGGGAGAAAAUAAUACAGAUAAAAAUCCUUAUGGAUAUCUCGAUCGUGAAGAUUUUACCUCUGAGAAGUACAAAAUUGAGAUUCAAGGACUGCCGAAGUACUAUGGGAUGAAGGAAUUAAAGAAUUUGUUGAAUAAUAAAUUGGAGUUGGAGUCCAGCAAGGUGAAGCCACCGAAAAAGGGAAGUGGAUGGCUUUUUGUGUGCUUCAAGAGUGAGGAGGCUGUGGAAAAGGCUAUCAAUACCAUCAAUGGCCUGACUUGGAAAAAUUGCAAACUAAUGGCGAGGAAAGCAAAACCAGCCCCAGAUCCUUUCAUAAAACGAAAAAUGGAGGCCGAUGCCAAUUCCGCAAAAAGGCAGAAGAUAGAAUCCCAAUCAGAGACAAUUUCCCCUGAGCUACAAGUAAAAACGAGCACAACUCCCCUCUGGGACAUUCCCUAUCCCAAACAACUGGAGUUAAAAACCAAGGAAAUACGAUCAGUCCUUCAGAAACUGGGCCAGGCCAUUUGGAAGCAAAAUGCUCCCCUCUCCAAGUGGAUCCAGCAACAGGAGACCAAAAACAGUGGCCUAAUCUGUGAACUUCUACCAAUUCUGAGCUCAUCCAUGACAGAGGGCUACAGAAACAAGUGUGAAUUCACAGUGGGAAGAAGUCGAGGCGAGAAGGAAAUUGUCAUUGGCUUCAGAUUAUCCAGUUAUGCAGCGGGAUCAACAGCUGUUGGACCCAUCGAUGACCUGUGUCACAUUCCCCAGAGCAUGAAGACAGCUGUUAGAUUGUUUCAAAGCUUUAUCAGGGAAUCCAAACUGGAGCCCUUCGAUCCAGUAAAUCAUCAGGGAUACUGGAGGCAAAUCACUGCCAGAACAACGAGAUUAAACCACCUCAUGUUGAUUGUUGGAGUUCAUCCCCAGGAGUUGAGUAACGAUGAAAUUGAUAAUUUGAAGAAAGAUAUCUGCAGAUUUUUCGAUGAGGAAGGGGGAAAGGAGGCAAAUGUUACGUCCUUGUACUUUCAGACCAUUAGUAGAAGAGACUCUGGUGGAGAGGGAGGAGGUUCCUUCCAGCAUCUGAGUGGCUCUGAGUACAUUGAAGAGGAGCUGAUGGACAUGAAGUUCAGGAUAUCCCCACAGGCGUUCUUCCAAGUUAAUUCACAAGGAGCUGAGAUUCUGUACAAAGCAGCAAUUGAUUUGGCUAAACCGAAUCAGGAUACGUCGGUGCUGGACGUCUGUUGUGGUACUGGAACUAUUGGCCUGACUUUUUCGAAGCAUUGUGGAGAAGUUCUGGGGCUGGAGAUGAUUCCCGAUGCAAUAAAAGACGCGAGAGAGAACGCAAAGAUGAAUAAAGUCGACAACUGCGAAUUCUUUAUUGGAAAAGCUGAAGAUAUUCUAAAAACCGUUCUCCAAAGGACAACAAAGCCUGAUGUUGUGGCUAUCGUCGAUCCUCCUCGGGCAGGAUUACAGCAACAAGCGGUUCUGGCCCUUCGAAAAUCGAAAUCAUUGAAAAGAUUGAUUUACAUCUCUUGUGAUCCCAAGGCUGCAGUUAAAAAUCUUGUGGAUUUAGCCAGGCCGACCUCGAAACAGUACACUGGGGAUCCCCUGGUGCCCGUCAAAGCUGUACCUGUCGAUAUGUUUCCUCACACUAAUCAUUGUGAACUCGUAUUUUUAUUGGAGAGAGUGUCUAUAGCGGAUAAAAAAUAAAAUCGUAAAUUGAAAGA
Molecule: messenger RNA, 1859 nt
Organism: Diachasmimorpha longicaudata
Lineage: Eukaryota; Metazoa; Arthropoda; Insecta; Hymenoptera; Braconidae
Product: tRNA (uracil-5-)-methyltransferase homolog A-like
Exons: 5
Coding region: 124-1842 (572 amino acids)
Biological process (GO): RNA processing
Molecular function (GO): RNA methyltransferase activity; RNA binding
Source: RefSeq, a predicted model, not a curated record